AUGGCUCGUAUGCUUCAAUCGCUGCGGCGAGCCUUGGGACUGACUUCUCCCAAGCCAGUCCCUACGUUCCGUAGGUCUAUCGAUACGGACUUCUCCGUCUUUCGAGAGGGAGACCGAGCAAUUAUCCAUGGCAAAACCCCAUCGUUAACGAAACCCUUGCAACCGGGUCAGAAAACAGACCUCCGGCGUGGGUAUCUAGAGCACAGCAGCAUCAUCGGCCGGCGAGUCCGCGAGCGAAUUCAGGCCCAGAAAGGUCAGCAUAAUAUCAAUUAUCUAACAUCAUUUCUCCACCCGAGCACAGGCCCCGAAUAUCGACUCACUCUCCCUACGCUGGACGAAUAUGUCGUCCUGACGCCUCGCUUGGUAACACCGAUCUACGCUGCGGACGCCAAUCUCAUCGUCUCCCUACUCGAUAUCCACGUAGCACCUCCAGCAGAAGGAGAAGAACACACUCAACAGCCUCUCGAAAUCCUCGAAUCCGGAACGGGCCAUGGUUCCCUAACGCUGCACCUGGCACGCGCAAUCCAAGCGGCAAACCCAACACCCCCGCCGCUACCAGCUCAAUCCCAAAUCCAAUACCUACAAGGCCGGCCCGUACGACCGGACGAGAAACCAGAAGAAAAGGACAAAAAAAGUGCGCCCAAGAACGAAACAGCCAUCGACCCAACCCAACAACAAUGGGAUACAUGGCGCAGUCAACGCAGAGCCAUAAUCCACACCGUGGACGUAUCUCCAAAAUUCUCCGCCCACGCUGAGAAAAUCGUCCGCGGCUUCCGACGUGGUCUCUACGCAGGAAACGUCGAUUUCUACGUAGGUCACGUCGAAAACUGGAUAACAGAGCAGAAACGGCUCCGCACCCCUACUAGUCUUCUACCCCUAACGCAGAAAUCGGCCGACCCGUUCCUCUCGUAUGCGAUCCUGGAUAUGCCAGCCGCGCACCAGCGCAUCACCCACGUGGCCCCGAUCCUGAAAGAGAACGGUGUGCUCGCUGUAUUCAUGCCCAGCAUCACACAGAUCGGUGAUUGCGUAGAUCUGAUCCGUCGGCAGAAGUUGCCAUUCAUCCUAGAGAAGGUCGUUGAGCUCGGUGCCGGCAUCAGUAGCGGACGUCAAUGGGACGUUCGCUUUGCGGUGAGAAAGUCUCGCGCGGAUCCCUCGUCGUGGAAUGAGCCCUCUGAAACGAGCGAAGGUGCUGUCCAUCAAGAUCGGGAGGCUCUUGACGACGGUUCCGUGGAGAGCAUCUCUACCCCUGAGGAAGCGCCCAAGGAAGAAGAUAAUGUGCUUGUCUGUCGGCCGAAGGUCGGUUCCCGUAUAGUCGGCGGAGGGUUUGUUGGGGUCUGGAGACGGAUAGAGGAUUCCCAGAAACAGUGA
Aspergillus pseudotamarii is the source of this 1368-nucleotide messenger RNA. Its product is annotated as tRNA (adenine-N(1)-)-methyltransferase. The record is from RefSeq and is a predicted model, not a curated record. Gene Ontology annotation, cellular component: tRNA (m1A) methyltransferase complex. Gene Ontology annotation, biological process: tRNA methylation. NCBI's taxonomy places the organism in Eukaryota, Fungi, Ascomycota, Eurotiomycetes, Eurotiales, Aspergillaceae. Bases 1 to 1368 code for a protein of 455 amino acids. The transcript has 4 exons.